AUGUUUCGUCUGGGUAAAAAGGAUUGUAAUGAUUCUCUCUACCAUACCUCCUUCUUUCCUUCCACCAUCUCUCAUUCUUUCUCUCUAACAAGUCUUCUCUUUUUUCUCCACCAUCUCUUCCCUUUUCUUCUCACCAUAUCUUCCUCUUUCUCUCCAAUAUAUCUUCCCAUUACUUUCCACCAUCUCUUCUGUUUUCUCUCCACCAUCUCUUCCCCUUUCUCCUCACCAUAUCUUCCUCUUUCCUCCCACCAUCUCUCAUUCUUUCUCUCUAACAAUUCUUCUCUUUUUUCUCCACCAUCUCUUCCCUUUUCUUCUCACCAUAUCUUCCUCUUUCCUCCCACCAUCUCUCAUUCUUUCUCUCUAACAAUUCUUCUCUUUUUUCUAACAAUCUCUUCCCUUUUUUUUCACCCAUAUCUUCCUUUUCUCCCUUUCUUCUUCACCUCUCCACCAUCUCUUCCCUUUCUCCUCACCAUAUCUUAUCUUUUCUCUCAUUCUUUUUCUCAUCAAUUCUUCUCUUUUUUCACCAUUCUUCCCCUCUCCCACCACCUCUUCCCUUUUCUUCCACCUCUCUCUCAUUCUUUCUCUCUUUUCUUUUUAUCUUCCACCUCUUCCCUUUCUCUCAAUAUAUCUUCCCAUCUCCAAUAUAUCUUCCCAUUACUUUCCACCAUCUCUUCUUCUUCUCUUUUUUUCUCCACCUCCAAUAUAUCUUCCUCUUCACCAUCUUUCCCUUUCUCUCUCACCAUAUCUUCUCCCCCAUCUCCAUUCUUUCUCUUUCUCUCUCCACCAUCUCUUCCCCCCUUUCUCCUCCAUAUCUUCCUCUUUUCCCACCAUCUCUCUCAUUCUUUCUCUCUAACAAUUCUUCUCUUUUUUUCUCCACCUUUUCUCUUCCCAUAUCUUCUUCUCCUACUUUCCACCAUAUCUUCUAUAUCUCUUUCCUCCCCAUUCUCUUUUUCUCCACCACAUCUUCUGUUUCUUUCACCAUAUCUCCCCUUUUCCUCCCACCAUCUCUCAUUCUUUUUUUUCUCUUUUUCUCCACCAUCUCUUCCCUUUUUUCUCACCAUAUCUUCCCUUUCUCUCCACCAUAUCUUCCCAUUUCCUCCACCAUCUCUUCUUCUUCUUUUUUCUCCACCAUCUCUUCCCUUUUCUUCUCACCAUAUCUUCCUCUUUCAUCAUCUCUUCUUUCUUUCUCUAACAAUUCUUCUCUUUUUCUCCACCAUCUCUUCCUUUUUUCUCCUCACCAUCUUCUUUCUUCUCUCAUUCUUUUUCUCUCAAUUCUUCUCUUUUUCCCUUUCUUCCCUUUUCUCCUCACAAUAUCUCCCUUUUCCUCCCUUUCCAUUCUUCUUUUCUCCCACUUCUCUUUUUUCUCCACCAUCUCUUCCCUUUUCUUCUCUAUCAAUAUAUCUUUCCACCAUCUCUUCUUUUUUUCUCCACCAUCUCUUCCCCUUUCUCCUCCCAUAUUUCCUCUUUCCUCCCACCAUCUCUUUCUUUCUCUCUAUCAAUUCUUCACUUUUUCUCCACCAUCUCUUCCCCUUUUCCUCACCAUAUCUUCCUCUUUCCUCCCCCAUCUCAUUCUUUCUCUCUAACAAUUCUUCUCUUUUUUCUCCAUCUCUUCCCUUUCUUCCAUAUCUUCCUCUUUCUCCCCACCAUCUCUCAAUUCUUUCUCUCUAA
This is a messenger RNA of Acanthosepion pharaonis, 1668 nucleotides long. The record is from the annotation of a GenBank genome assembly. NCBI's taxonomy places the organism in Eukaryota, Metazoa, Mollusca, Cephalopoda, Sepiida, Sepiidae.